This is a messenger RNA of Parasteatoda tepidariorum (common house spider), 1451 nucleotides long. The record is from RefSeq and is a predicted model, not a curated record. Lineage: Eukaryota; Metazoa; Arthropoda; Arachnida; Araneae; Theridiidae.
AUGGAAAAAAAAAGACCAGAAGGAUACAAACGUUAUUUAGAUAAAACUUCUAAAGAAUCAGUUCCAAAGCGAACGUUGAUUCGGCGUAAGAAGACUCAUUUGUCUCAACGUGUAGUCAAAAGUUAUUCUGAUAUUAAGCGAAAUGAUUCGGAUCCUCAACAAGUGAUAAAUUUUAAUUCCUUGGAAAAUCGACAAGAUGCUGCUGAUUCUAUCAUCCAUGUUGAUGAACAUUCUGAUGAUGAAGUUUCAAGAACUGAUAAUGGAGCUGUUCACAAUAAAAUAUCAAGUAGCUCAUCAGAAAUUGACAGUGACUGUUAUGAUGAACUUCUUCAUACUCCAUCUGAUUUUGACUCUGAAGAACAAAUGUAUUCGGUUUGUGGUUUGGGAAGAAAGAACCAGUAUUUGAUGUUUUUUUUAAAACCAUUUACAGAACAGGCUUUCCGUCUUGCAACGAAAGGGCUGAAUAUUCAUGUAAAAGGAAAGUUAAUUAACGUCAAAGUGCUUCCAGCUUGUUGCUGUGCAGAUUCUGUUGCACGGCCAUGCUUACAGAACAGUACGCAAUAUAAUGGCUUCUAUGGCUGCUCCUGGUGCAUCCACCCAGGCUUUACUGUUGAUGGCACAGUCAAGUACUGCAUCAGGAAUACACUGUUAUAUAAAGAACGUACUGAGCUGGACACUGCUGAGCUGGUUGUUGAGGCCAUAAAAUCAGGGAAAAGCAAGUUCGGCAUUAAAGGUCCUUCUCCAUUAGUAACAAUUCCGCACUUCAAUGUUGUUCAAGGAUUUUCCUUGGACAGCAUGCACAGCAUUUUUCUUGGUGUUACCAAGAAAAUUGUGUGUCUGUGGUUUGAUACUACAAACAGUGGGAAGGAUUAUUACCUAGGUAGCCCAAAAAGUGUACAUGAAGUCAAUGAAAGGAUGUCUUCCAUAAUAAUGUCUCAGUGUGUGGGACGCGUUCCCAGAUUAAUUUUUAAAAGAAAAUUGUAUAAAGCCAGUGAAUGGCGUAAUUUUCUUCUGUAUGUUUGUCUUCCAGUACUGACAGAUCUUUUGCCGAAGAAAUAUUCUGAACAUAUUAGUUGUUUAAUUGGAGGAGUAUUUUUGCUGCUAAAGAAAUCAUUAAGUAUGCAGGAACUGCAGAAAGUGGACAAGUUUUUUUUAAAAUUUGUGGUUGAAGCGCAGGAUUUAUAUGGGGAACAUUUCAUGGCAUUUAAUGUUCAUUCCCUGUUACAUGUAACCCAGAGUGUCUUGGACUGAGGCCCUUUAUGGAUACGCUCCAUGUUUGUUUAUGAAGGACGUAAUUCAGUUUUGAGGAAGUUUAGCCAAGGGCCCACUGGCAUUGCCAGCCAAAUAGCUACACGGUAUCUGCUGGAUACUGAAUUGUAUUCCAAGGAGACACUUGAUCUCUUAAGUCCUAAAGCUUUGGGUUAUGUGAAGGGAUUACAGAAGCAUUGCAA